AUGGAGGGCGCCGGAAACAACGGCGGCGCUGUUUCUUCUACUGUGGCCGCCGCUGAAGCGGCGGCGGAAUCGCAGGUUUUGCCUGUUUCUGAGCGGAUGGCGGGCGGCGGCGGCGACAAAAACGGCGCCGUUCCUUUUACGGGGGUCGCCGCUGAAGCGGCGGCGGAAUCGCGGGUUUUGCCUGUUUCUGAGGCGGUGGAGGUGGCGGUCGGCUCGGAGUUAGAGGAGAAGCUGAUAUAUAGUGGCGGCGAUGGCGGUCAUGUAGGGGUGGCGGCGCCCCUCAGUGGGAGCGGCGUCGAGGCCGCCAAAAGAAAACGAGGAAGGCCAAGAAAAGAUCCGCCGGCGGAGUUAGGGCGAGAAUUCGCGGCGGCGCCGGAGUUUUCCGCCACCCCGCUUAUAAAGCGAGGGAGAGGCCGCCCGAAAGGCUCCGGCAAAUGGCAAUCCUUGGUGGCUUCUUUAGGUAUUUAA
Molecule: messenger RNA, 468 nt
Organism: Erythranthe guttata (spotted monkey flower)
Lineage: Eukaryota; Viridiplantae; Streptophyta; Magnoliopsida; Lamiales; Phrymaceae
Source: RefSeq, a predicted model, not a curated record